CGUGGUUUAACUUUUGGUGGGGCGUGGUCUCAUAAGUGGGCGGGUCCAAUUAUGGAAAUUAUGCGGGGGGCUUUUAAGUGGGCGGCGGGGGCGUGUAAAUCUGGGCGCGGUCAAAUUAUAAUAUGGGGGUGUGGUUGUUAGUAUGGGCGUGUGGCUUCGUUGCUCAUUGGCUUUGCUGCGUAUGGGCGGGGCUCAGCCCGCCGCAUCAUUAGCAUAUGUUAAUGAGCUACCGGGCACCCCAUGUGCGCCGAGAAGAUGGCGGCGGAAGCGUGGUCUCUUGUUCUUUUUGUUGUUGUUGUUUUUGGUUGUUGUGAUGUUUGUUGUUGUUGAUGCGAGGGCAACGGCGGCGGCCACGGAAGCAACAAUCUCGGGAACGGGCAGCAGCGCAAGGGCCAACAACAACAACUCGACAGAGCAGACUUGGUUGUUGUGGUGGUGGUUGUGGUAGUGGUGGUUGUUGUUUCUCGGAUUGUGCUCUAGAAAGUUUUGCCAGGAGGAGGAGGAAGAGGCGGGGAGCUGCUUGUGUCAGCUGUUGGACAUUUAAACAGCCAUUGCUGCAUACACAACAUCGCCAGCAGUUGUGAUCGGCAACAACCAGCAGCAAGAAUCUGGGUGGUUGGGCAACCCCCACGUCUACACCGUGAAGCGGGUGGUGGAGUGGUGCCGCGAGAAGACGAGGAGAGAAAGAGCGAGCAGGAGCAAGUGAAGUUGACGAUAUAAGGGAGAGGAGGGUUCAGAAAGUGGCGGAGAGAGAGAAACUGUCAAGUUGUGAGGAGAGACGCGAGCGAGCACGGGACGAGUGGAGAGAGAGGGUUGAGGGAGAGAGACGCGAGGCGAAGGAAGAACGCGAGGGAGACCAUCUCGGCUCAUGCCGCCGCCUCCUCUUUGACGAAGAAGGCCGCCCCAGGAGGGCAAGAGGAGUGAGGAAGGGCAGGGGCGGGAGGAUGGAGAGCAGCAGCAUCAGCAGGCCGCCUGCCUGGCGCCGUCUCCUCGCGUCGCAGCGCUGCGCGACUCGCCUGGGCUGACCGAAGAAGCGGCGGCGGCGGUGGUGGGCGUUGGGAGACGUAGCGAACUUCACUUGCGGCUCUUCUGGAGUUCUUCCGCGCCCCUUACACCCUCAUCACCGUCACUAUCAUCAUCUACCUCGUCAUAUUUGUUGACUUAUUAAUUUCCUCACAGCUCUUCCGUCAACCUACUCGCCCAUUAUCAAUACCAACGCCGCCUCGUCACCAUCAUCGUCUCGGCGUCGUCUCAGGAGUUUUAGUUUAAACGCCAAGCGGCCAGCAACAAAGAGCACUCUCUCGGUAGCUGAGGGGGGGAACCACGGCGGAGACACGAAGAUGAGCAAGGAACGGCCCAAGAGACACAUCAGCAAGAAAAGACUGGUGAGUGAGCGGGAGUACAACCAUGGAAUCCUGUGGUGGGAGGAGCGUUACAUCCAGAAGGCGCUCUACCGCUCCCUUCGCGACGAGAGGGGCGCCAAGAAGGGGGGCGCCCCCACGCGCGCCCCCCACGCCGCCAACACCGCGAUGGGCCGUGGAAAGGGGCCGCAGUUGAAGGCCGGGUCCCUCUCUAGACUGGCUCGGAGCGGCCUCCCCACAGUCCUGCCCUGCAAACGCAAGCGCGACAAGGGCAGGGAGGGCAGCCCUGCCCCCACUGCCGGGGCAGGGGCAGCAAGCGAGGAGGGAAACCUUCGCAAGAAACUGCGGGCCCAGCGCAAGUUUGCACAGUCUCAGCCGGGCAGCCCGGGCGGCACCCCUGUGAAGGCGCCCGAGCCGCCCCCCUCCGCCCCCGCCAGCCACAUGGUGGAUGUGUGUCCCAAGCGGCCCAAGACGGAGGACUUCCUCACCUUCCUCUGCCUCCGAGAUUGCAUUGGCGCAGGCACCCACGCCCUGCCCCGGAGCAUGGAGCUGUUCGGCAGGGCCUCCGACGAGUGGGACGACGAGGAGACGGCGGCUGAAGAGGCGUCCUCUUCAUCGUCCUCCACCUCCUCGGCGUCAUCGGUGGUGGCGGCGGCGGCGGAAGUGGACGGGGAAGGAGGAGCGACGACGAUGGCGAUGGAGGAGUCGGCCCUCCCCGCCUCCCCCACCUCGUCGUGUCCGUCCACACCUCGUCGCAACCGCCCCGGCGCGCGCCCCCCGGCCAGCAACGGGCACGUUUGGUCGACGCCGACCAGGCCGUGCCGGCCACCGCAGCAGGCGCAGCAGCAGCAGGCGCAGCAGCAGCAGGCGCAGCAGCAGCAGAGGCUGAGGAGAGCGGUGGCGGUGCGCGCUGGCACUGUAAGGCCCUUCCCGGAGGGCCUUGGCGGCACUGCGAUUGUGCCCGUGGUGGUGGUGGUGGGCAGACCGGCGCCCCCUUCGCUGGCCCAGCGUCGCCCGGUCACCACGACCACCGCGCCGUCACCAAAGGAUUCUAAACUCCCGAACGGUUCUCCGUGCGCCAACUCGGCCGGCAAGGUGCGGGCGGCGGCAGCGGCGGCGGCGGCGGCGGCGGCGGCGCGUGCCGUGGCGGCAGCCCGCAUGCAGCCACGGUCUUCGCGCUGCGCCAUCGCCAUCCGCAACGGCCACGUUUACUGUGCUAAGGGCCGGCGCCACUCCCUCCGCAGCGCCGGCAACGGCGGAGGCAGCGCCGGCGAUGAUGGCGGCGGCGAUGGCGCCGCGCUACGGAGCGGCUCUUCCCCACGGCCGCCCCCUCGCCAGGGCCACGCCGACGCGCCAGUCACGCGACGGCAGAACGGCGGCAGCGGCGGCGGCCGCAGUUCGUGCCGACCGACGCUCCGAGCCAAUGGGCUGCUGGCGCACGGCGCUAGCCGCGCGGAAAAGUCGGGCGGCGCGGACAUUGCAACGCCGAAGCUCGGGGCGACCGGAUCCGACGCAGCCGGAAAGUCCGGCGGCCGCAUCAUCUCGCGUACGCAGCCGGCGCCGCCGGCGCCAUCGCCGUCUCCGUGUCUCGCCGGGAAGCAGAGCGGCGACGCCGGCUACACCGCAAAAAUUAACGGCUGUCUGAGAAAGGGGGCGGCCGUCAGGGCGCUCGGACGGAGCGGGGACGACGGGGAGCGAAGGCCGGCGAGGGGAGCGCAGGCGGCAGGGACGGCGGUGGCGCGGCGCCAUUGGCGCCCCACCGCGGGGGAGGCAAAGCUGACGCGCUCGGUGAGCGAGCAGCUGCACAGGAAGGCGAUGGCCGCGGAGAGGACGGCGGAGGCGGAGAGGGCGAGAAACGACAGCGGCGAUCGCGGCGGGGCCAGCACGGGACCAGCGCUGCGGUCGAGUUCUGUCCGGCGGGCGGCCAACGGAGACCCCGAUGAGAAGGCGGCGGCGGCGGCGGCGGCGGCGGCGACGACGGCGACGGUGACUGUGACGCUGGUGAAGACGCCGGUGGAGAGGCCGAGGGCACGGAGCGAGCGGGACGGGGCGGAGGCAGCGACGCACGGCGCGAAUGGCAAGGCAGCCGAGAUCGCCCGGCCGCGGCUCGGGACCACGACGACCGCCUGUCCCGCUCGGAGCGAGAAGCCAAAAAGCAACAAUGGCAACAACAGCAACAAGAGGGCGAAGCCCACGACCGCCGAACCGCCCGGCGCAACGGCAGGCGGCGCCGGCUGCGCGGAAACGGCGGCUGAAGACGAGCCGGGCGCCGGGGAAACCGGCGGAGCGAGACCGACCACUCCCGCCCCGCCGCAACCGUCGGCCCCGGCCUGCAGCAGGACCAGGGCCUCGGCCGAUUCGCCGGGCAGGUCGGCGCGGUCGGCGGUGCCGCCGGCCGCCCCGCCAUCGGACCUCUCCGAGAUCCCUACCCUGCGCCCGAGCAGCCGCGAGUUCCAGGAUCCCGUGGCGUACGUGGAGAGCAUGCGCGGGCACGCGGAGGCGUUCGGCGCGUGCCGCGUGGUGCCUCCCGCCGACUGGCGUCCCGAGUGCAAGUUGCACGAGGACAUGCGCUUCGUGACGCGUGUGCAGCACGUGCACAAGCUGGGCCAGCGCUGGGGCCCCAACGCUCAGCGCCUCGCCUGCAUCCGCAAGCACCUCCUGGCACAGGGCAUCGCGCUGCACGAGCCGCCAGUCAUCGGUGGCUGUGAGCUGGACCUGGCGCGCUUCUCCCAGCUGAUGGGCGGGAUGGGCGGCGUGCACCGUGUGGUGGGCACGCGUCCAUGGAGCCGUCUGGCGGACCAGCUGCGCGUUCCGCGCGGCGCCCAAGACCGCCUCGCCAAGCUGCAGGAGGCCUACUGCAAGUACCUGCUGGCGUACGACUGCCUGGCGCCCGCCGACCGACAGCAGCUGCUGCGUGACGUGCUGGCGGAGAAGCGGCGCCUGGAGCAGGAGCAGCAGGAGGAGGAGGGCGCGGCCGCAGCAGCCGCCGCGAACCAGCAGCAGCCGGCGCCCGGGCCGUGGAGGAGAGGUCGUUCGGCCGGGAAACCGAUCGCUGAACCACGCAAUGGCCACAUCAACGGUGCGGCGCUACGCCGCGGCGCCACCGCAGCGGCAGCAGUCGGCGCUCGCUCGCGGGGACACCAGGCUGGCCACGGCGGCGAUGACGGCGACACCGGCCUCAACACCUCCUCUUCUGCCAGCGUCAACGGCACCGCCGGCACCACCGGCAACAGCACCACCGGCAGCAGCACCAGCAGCAGCACCAGCACCACCAGCAGCAGCACCAGCAGCAGCAGCAGCACACGGAGGCGCAGCGUGGACACCGGCAGAGGCGAGGAGACGGCGCCAGGCAGAGAGGCGGCGUUCCUGCACGGCCUGCAGGACUGCGUGCUCAAGGGGAAGUCGGUGACCCUGACGGCGUUCUACCGCAUGGCGCGCAACACCGUCGCCAUGUGCUUCAGCACCGAGGAGCCUGCUGCCUGCGAGGUCGAGCAACGGUUCUGGCAGCUCGUGGAGGAGCGUGAUGCGCACGUCGCAGUGCACUGCGGGAAGGUUGACACAAAGACUUCUGGGAGUGGAUUUCCAGUCUCCAAAUCGGAUUCCUUCUCCAGGCACGGCUGGAACUUGACCGUUCUCCCCAGCAACCCGGCCUCGGUGCUGCGUCACCUGGGCACCGUGUCUGGAGUGACUGUGCCAUGGCUGAACAUCGGCAUGAUCUACUCCACCUCGUCGUGGGCCCAGGACCCCCACCUCCUCCCCUCCAUCGACUUCCUGCACACGGGCGCCGACAAAAUAUGGUACAGCAUCCCGGCGGGGCAGCAGGAGGCGCUGGAGAGAGCGGUGCUCUCCCUGUCACCGGCCAACGGGAAGCCGGCGCUCGAGUUGCUGCAGCAGAACAUUGUCUCCCCGGAGGCGCUGCGCCGCGCCGGCGUGCGCGUGCACCGCGCCGUCCAGCGCAGCGGCGAGUUCCUCGUGGUCUUCCCCGGCGCCUGCACGGCCAACGUCUCCUGCGGCUACAGCGUCUCCGAGGCCGUGCCCUUUGCCACCGCCGGGUGGCUGCCCACGGCAUGGCGCGCCGCGCAGACGCUGAGGGAGCGGCGCUCCCCCAACGUGUUUGCGGUGGAAAAGCUCCUCUACCUGGCGGCCGUAGCGGAGCUGGAGAGGGAGAACGCAGCGGCACUCGGACACGUCGCCCCGCUCCUGCAGACCCUCCGGGACGUGGAGCUGCGGCGGCGGCGCCGUCUCUUUGAGGCCGGCCUGCGACUCUCGGCGCGGCACGGAGCCGCCCCGGAGGGUCCCCACGCGCCGGGCAGCCCCAUGGUGGUCCGUAAGCGCGUGCGGCGCUCCCCCGGCGAGCCCGAGUCACCAGAGAGACGCUGCCAGACGUGCCGGCAGCUCUGCUACCUCUCCAUGGUGGUGCAGGAGAGCGACGGCACCGUGUUCUGUCUGGAGUGCGUGCUGGCCCACGUCAAGGAAAAGAAGACGUGCCGCGGUCUGAAGAUGAUGUACCGCUACGACGAGGAGCAGAUCAACAGCCUGGUGUACCGGGUGACCACGGCGGUGGCGUCGGGCGACGGCACCGCCGCGUCGCCAUCGCGGCCCAAGAGAAGCUCGCGCCGCACUCGCCACGGCGGCCCAGCGACGCCGCCGCCACUGGCGCCGCUCACUCGUACGCGGGACUCCCCCGAGCUCGCGACGCCGGCACCGUCUCCGCCGCCGCCGCCGCCGCCGCUUGCCACCUCCAAGCGGCUCCAGGGCCUCUCCUGAGCCAGGUCGCCGCCGCUGCACGACGACCGCACGAGGAGCAGCAGCGGGAGGAGAGCGUUAGGGCCGCCGUGCCGAUCUCAUCGUGGGGAGCGAUGGAGGCGGCCGUCCUGAUGUCGGCUGUUCUGCCCCGCGUGGUUCGGGCGCCGUUGACCGCGACCGUGUUGGCGGUUCGGGCCGCAGUCGCCGAGACGGGUCUCGGUGCGGGUCUACGGGUCUCGGUGCGGGUCUACGGGUCUCGGUGCGGGUCCGUAGGUUUCUCUGUGACUCUGUAGGUCUCGGUGCGAGUGUACGGGUCUCGGUGCAAGUCUAUGAGCGGACGGUGGGAGACUGUAGGCGCAGAAUGCGUUGGUAGUGAGGAGGUGCAAUGGUGGUGGUGGUGGUGGAGAAGGCGGCGUGGCGGUGGCAUCAGCAGUGGCUCUGGCCACGACAAUGUCUCCAUGGGUGAUCUCGGAGCUGCGCAUUUCUCUGGAUAAUCCUCAUUCCUCUCUGGGUCUUUAAGGUGUCAUGUUCCCCUGGAGGGACGUUUCUUGGGAUGUUGUCGACAAUUACCUAGCGAGCGUGAAAGGAUUUCAGGUCUAGCCAAUGGUUGUUUUUGCUUUCUUGAUAACAUUGAUAUUGUGUUUUGUUUAAAAUUGAAAGCCAUUCAAGGUGAGAACGACGCAGUUCCCCAGUAGUCGUGGUGAUGAUGAUGAUGAUGAUCAUGGCGAUGACGUCACGCUGAGCGGCGGUGACGUCACGCUAAGCGGCGGUGACGUCACGAUUCACAAUGGUGCUUGCGACGUGAUGGCUUCAUGCCACAGUUGGGCUUGAGAAACAAACAUGGUGCUUGCCCUUAAACCAGGAAAAUGCCACGUUCACGGAACAGCAGGAACGCACGAGCUGUAAUGCUGACCCGCGUGCGUUCACGCGCGUGGGGAGCGACGGUCAGUGCGUCGUGAGUCCCGGCCACCCCGCUCGCGGCCAGUACCGGUGACUAAUAUCUAAACAGGCCCUGGGCCCUCCCGUAGGGUUGACUCGGCCUGAAACGAUUACCCGGUGCGGUGAGCGUGCAGACAUCAGCACCGGCGAGACGGAGGCGGGCAGCAGGCGUGGCGCUCGGGCACACGGCGCCCACACGUGCUGCGGCGACCUUCGCAGGCGCUGCCCGUGAGCAGCCCUGGCAGCCCAUGGGGCGGGGUGCUCUGUGCGUCUGGCCUUCUCGACCGCUAGGCUGGUCGCAAGUCGCUGACAACGAUUGGUCAUUUGUUAGUCGACCUGUGCGUGCGUCCAUGUGCAUGCGUCCAUGUGCGUGUGUGUACGUGCGUCCACGUGCAUGUGUGCACGCACGCGCACGCGCGCACGCC
This is a messenger RNA of Petromyzon marinus (sea lamprey), 7471 nucleotides long. The record is from RefSeq and is a predicted model, not a curated record. NCBI's taxonomy places the organism in Eukaryota, Metazoa, Chordata, Hyperoartia, Petromyzontiformes, Petromyzontidae.